UUUUUCUUUUUUAUUGUAUCUUAAUCGUUCAGUGAAUUAAUUCGUACAUUAAUUAGAGCAAGGUAAAUAAAAAAAAAAAGAAAAAGAAAAGAAGAAAAUAGAAAGAAAGAAAACAGAAAUCGAUUAAAGAUCACACGUAAUCGUUCUCGUAUUUCAUGAUUAAUAAAAAAACUUGUCAAACAUCCGUGACACGCGAUCUAUACGAGCGUCUACAACAUUUCUCGAUAUCAUAUUGAUUUCCGAUGAUCCACUUGGCGCGUGAUGUAUGAUUUUGUAAUCUUCUCAUAAGUAUGUACUACUGACUCUAUACGUGCACAGCACUCAAAGCGCGAUGACUAAACAAAUUCUUCGUAUGUUAGAGAAGCGAGACUCUCUCCGCAGUACCAUACUACAUAUAUCGUAGGAGUCUCUCUCGAGCCAAUGUAAGGUAUCAUGAAAGAAAGCCAAAGUGUUUGUCAGCUUUUUCAUUAGCUAAACAAGUACGAUGCAAAUGGUCUUGGCUGGUAGUAACAGAUUCUCGAUGGAGGAUAGCAACGGUCAAAGGAACAAGGAUUCGUGCGAUGUCAACGAUAAGAACAACGCUAAUCGUGACAAUAUGAACGUAGAAUCGGAAGGAAUCCUGACGAAAAAUUCUUCCGAUGAGAUAUUGCCUAAGAAUGUGGACAAUUGUAAAGAGAAACGAGUAACGCGUGAUGACGAAGAGGACGAAAGUUUAGAAGUCAAUUGUAAGGUAUCCGACGACGAGGAGACAACGAAAACAACUAAAAAAGACGAGGAAUCAUCGAGUUCGAGUACCUCGAGUUGUACGUCCGAAGACGAGUCUGAAACUAGUUCGGAGGAUAAGACGGAACCUCCGAAAACCGAGCCAAGUAAAAGUCUCGAUCAGGAAGCAGCGAAACAGACGGAAACGAUGACCAAUAAGAAUGAGGACACUACCGAUGACAGUGACAUCGAGGAUGAUCUCAUUUCGGCUAUCAAUUAUAAUACUAUUACCUCAUUGGCUGCCCUCAAGGAUAUGCUACAAUCUUCUGGCGAGGAUUCGGAUGGAGUUGACAGUUUCUUUCAUCAUUAUUUUCUCUCUCAUGUCAAUAGGCUACCAUCAAGAAAUCAAACUCAUAGUCCCUAUCCUUGGGGUAGAAGAUUAUCUGAAUGUAGAGAGGAAGAUGAAUAUGAAACAGAGGAAGGUAAAAAUGCAGAAACAACUAGCAAGAAAGAAGAAGCGAAAAACGAAGAAUCCCAAGAAAAUACUCGAGAAGCUAGCAUCUCUUCGAAAGGUUCGAGUCCAACAUCUUCAGAAAGAUCAAGUUCGGAAAGAAUUGAUCUCAAAUCGAAUCAAUCUUCGAGCAUCUCCGAAGCUAAAUCCGCAUUAACAUCCGCUAACACAAUGGUGGCGACAACGGUGACUCUGACAACAUCAUCGAUGACAUCAUCGACAACGACAACGACAACUAUAACUAUGGCAACGACUACGACAACUACACUGACCACAGCAACUCCAACUUCAACAGCAGUUACAACUUCUAGGUUUACCACGUCGACUGUGACGACAACAGUAACAUCACCAACGUCCACAACGAAACCACCUCUUAGAAGAAGACAUACUACUGGUCCAGGAAUGACUUUUCCUGCUACUGAUCCUCCAUCUUAUUCUAACAGUAUGACCUUCUCAAGAACUAGUCCAUUACCAAGUCCACACUUGGACAAGAGAUUCUUUGACAGUAGCUUGAUAGAAAUGAAAAGUCAAGCUAGUAGUUCUAGCACUCUUGAUUAUGAUUCUACAGAGGAAGUAUGGGUGCGUAGGGUUGACUUCAUACAGGAGAGGAAGAGAAAGGAACUUGGUUCACAGCCAUUGCCAACUAUUGUUACCGAAGAUGCUGAUACUAAUCAAGCUUCUAAUGAACAAGGCCAUAGGCCAAGAGCAGGUACCUGGGGUUCUCAUUCAAGACCUAUUAGAAAACCAGCACCUGGGAGUGCACCAGGAUCAGGAAAAUCCACUCCACUUCCCCAACAACAUCCUGAACCUUCAGCGUCCAGUUCGUCCAACUCGAGUAAGGGUGGUAGAAAGGCUUCAGGUACACGUUCAGGAUCCACUAGUCGUAGCAACAGUCGAAGUAAUAGUGCAGAACGUAGAAGAAGCGGUGGUGGUACAGUCGAUGACACAGCUAGUCCUACAAGAAAACCAGCUCUCUUCGAUGCCUUCAGACCAAGGAGCAAGUCUGAUGCCAGUAAAAGAAAGCCUAGUAUUAUUGCAAACAUGAAGAGUGCUGUGCAGCAUUCCCUUCACAGAGGAUCGCAUGGAAGCUCAUCGAGUGAUGUACACACCGAAAAGGAACACCAUAGAGAUGGUAGAGAAUCUAGAGAAUCCAAAGAACAAAGUAGUAGACCUAGAGCAGGAUCUGAAAGUAGCAGGAAUCCUGUAAGCAAAGUUAUGGAUUUGAUCAGACAUAGAAGCCAUAGUGCUCUUAGUGCAGAGGAUAAAAGAAAAGCGAGAGCAGCAGCCCAACAUCAAGCACAGGUAGCUGCACAAGGUGCAAUUAGAAGAAGUUCUUUAGAUCCUGGACCGAGAAGAUUAUCGUUAGGAACCCCAGCGAUACCACACAGAGCAUCAGAUGCGUGUCUUGAUCCAGCUCACGCUGCCAUACUCUUCAGAGAUGCACGAGGGCUACCAGUCGUGGACCCGUUCUUAGAAAAGGUUUCCCUCUCUGAUCUUGAAGAAGACGAGUCGCAGAUAUUUGUUAAAUUUUUCAAAUUUCACAAGUGUUACGAUCUGAUACCGACCAGUGCAAAAUUAGUUGUAUUUGACACACAUCUUCUUGUGAAGAAAGCCUUCUUUGCUCUUGUAUAUAAUGGAGUAAGAGCUGCACCUUUAUGGGAUAGUGCAAGGCAAGAAUUCGUUGGCAUGUUGACCAUAACAGAUUUUAUAAAAAUUCUUCAAAUGUAUUAUACGAGUCCGUCUGUUACAAUGGACGAAUUGGAGGAACAUGAAUUAGAUACUUGGAGAAAAGUAUUAAAAGAUCAAGUUCAUCCAUUAGUGAGCAUUGGUCCUGAUGCAUCUUUGUAUGAAGCUAUAAGAACUUUAAUACAGAAUAGGAUUCAUCGUUUGCCAGUAAUUGAUCCUGAUACUGGCAAUGUCCUUUAUAUUUUAACACACAAACGAAUAUUAAGGUUUUUGUUCCUUUAUAUUCAUGAAUUACCAAAACCAUCCUUUACUAAUAAAACGCUUAGAGAACUUAGGAUAGGAACUUUUGAUGAUAUAGAAACAGCAACGGAAGAAACUAGCAUAAUUUUAGCUCUCAAAAAAUUUGUUGAAAGGAGGGUCUCUGCAUUACCAGUUAUCGAUGCGGAAGGAAAAUUAGUUAAUAUUUAUUCCAAGUUCGAUGUUAUCAAUCUAGCAGCUGAAAAGACAUACAAUAAUUUAGACGUAUCGUUGCGAGCUGCUAAUGAACACAGGAACGAAUGGUUUGAAGGUGUUCAAAGUUGUAAAUUAGAUGAGACAUUAUUUACUGUUAUGGAAAGAAUUGUAAGAGCAGAGGUCCAUAGACUUGUAGUGAUAGAUGAGGAUGACAAAGUAAUUGGUAUAAUUUCUCUAUCUGACCUAUUGUAUUAUUUGGUUCUUAGGCCAUGUGGCGAGGAUAGCAUUAAUGCUAAAAAUGGUUCAUCGUUAAGAACACAAGAGUCAGUUACAUCCAAAGUUACAAAUUCUCAGGUUGAAACUACAACAAACGUUGAUGGUGAACCUGAAACUGAACAAAAUGAAACAGGUAAUAGUAACUCGAGAGACGUGCCCUCAACACCUACACCACCUUCCAGUCCACCAGCUUUAGAUAUUUCGGAAUCUUCAUCAACUAUUGUUAAAUCAUCUCAAGAAACAUCUUGGCGAGAAGUGACCGUAUCUGGUGGAGAAUGAAACAUUUAAUGUUUCACUUUUACAGUGAAAUUGUGUGAAGUAUAAAUACUAUUGCUUAACUUGUAGAUCAUCGUAAUUGCAUCAUGACAAGGAAAAAUUGAGGGAAAGUUGAAUCGUAUAAAUUUAUCACAUAGAAAGAGGGGGGGGAGGGAGAGAGGCAGAGAAAAUAAUGUUAUAUAGAGUAAUUUAAUUAGCGCUCAUGUUUUUUAGUUCGUGAGUAUACAAUAUUGAUCAUUGUUGUCUUUGUGGUUAAAAUUUGUAAGUUUAAACGGAAGAAGAACACCAGUCAAGAAUCACGACCUAUGUGGACCUAUCACUAGAUGUGUGAAAAUACGGUGAGACAUGCUCUGUAAUGUAUAAAAAUGUUUAAGAUUAGAUUUUCUAACGUGAUCGCUCUGUAAAUGGCGGUUAACGUUUGAGCUUCUCACUAAAGAAUGGUUAAUGAGCCAUUGUUCGCUCAGGAUAUGAAUUCUUCGUGCCCUUUUAAAAAGUCAUUACUAGGGAUGUUUUACAAUCAUUGUGAUAAAACGAGUAGUGAAAUAAGCCAUUAAUUACAUCUAUUCUUUAUUUCGCUUUCUUUAAAAUUAUAUUCUUUUGCAGGAAGAAAAGAAAUAUUCCGAUUUUAUAUAUAUAUAUAAAAUAAUAUAUAUAUAUAUAUAUAUUACUUUAUUAAGCUUCUAUAAUAUGCCAGAAGCAAAAUAAUAUCGAUAAGAAUAUUAAUAAUAUUCAACGAACAUGAGCGCUCGCUUUUGAGACACUUAUUACUGCUAUCAUUAAUUGAUAUUACAUUAAAGUUAACAAUUUCAUAUAAUAUAUGAACAAUCUUUCAAAUAAUUAAGCAAUAGCAACACAUUGUAACAAUACAUAAUGCUAUCAUAAAAAUAGAGGAAAAUUGAUUUUGUUGAUUAUUUUUUGUAUUAGUCAAAAUUGCCAAUAAAUGUGUAAUGAUAAAAUUGAUGAUAAAUGAAAGUGAAUUAUAAAGGAAAAGAAAAUAAAUUAUAAAAGAAAUAAAGGAAAGAGAGGCUUCAUGUUCGUUAUGAAACAUAUUUGCAAAGAAUGAGUCACAGGCAAAUAUAUAAAUUUAAAACGGAGAUAGAUAAAACACGAGUGUAGUACUCACACUUAAAAUCAUUCUCUUAUAACUGUAUUAAAAGUAUACAUUAUAAAUUA
This is a messenger RNA of Vespa crabro (European hornet), 5077 nucleotides long. It is a transcript of the gene SNF4Agamma, whose product is annotated as serine-rich adhesin for platelets. The coding region runs from base 485 to 3907 and encodes 1140 amino acids. The transcript is spliced from 16 exons. NCBI's taxonomy places the organism in Eukaryota, Metazoa, Arthropoda, Insecta, Hymenoptera, Vespidae. The record is from RefSeq and is a predicted model, not a curated record.